This is a messenger RNA of Radiomyces spectabilis, 680 nucleotides long. RefSeq lists its product as uncharacterized. Bases 125 to 598 code for a protein of 157 amino acids. The record is from RefSeq and is a predicted model, not a curated record. Lineage: Eukaryota; Fungi; Mucoromycota; Mucoromycetes; Mucorales; Radiomycetaceae. The transcript has a single exon.
CCACACUCAAAUAAAAUUGCACUGCGCGACACCCCAAUCAAAUAUACUUUCAAUUGUAUACAUCCACCAUCGUCAAGUUCCUCAUUUCUACAUACUUCAUGACCACAAAUACGUUUACAGAGGUAUGUUUUUUUGUUCAAAGCCUUUUGGUAAAAUAAAUAGAGAAAGGGAGAGCCGAAUAAUAAAACUAUUUAGAUUUACUAUCAGACGGCAAUGGCGUGAAUCCUCUGGCGUUCCUCACUCUUUUUUCCGCUCCUUGACCCGAUGCCAAUACAUCGAAGAGUAUUGCAUCGACGCCACAUACAAGACCAACAGGGCUGGAAGUGAACUGUAUGCAAUCCUUGCUGAUGUUGGUGGUUCCGGAUAUCGCCUUGCGUAUAUGCUUUUCGAGAUGCCCAACGCUAUUACCAAUGUUGUGCCCCUGAAGACAGAGACACUCGGGCAUUUCCUCUUUGCUUUGAAGGAAAGGGGUCUGAAACCUUCGUUCAUGUUCAGUGCAAGGAUCAGCCCCAGAUGUAUGCGAUUUAGUCGACUAGGGGCGGCCGUAGCUUGCGAAUGUGUCUCUAGCACAUUCAGCGCGCCGUGGAUCGAAAAUUAGGUCGGCAGCAAUCUGCAACCAUAUAUUACGAUCCUGAGCAAUCAAAUGCAGAGUUUACUUUCGUGUUCACCGAUUUGCGCCC